AUGUCAUCACCAUAUAACGGUCAAUGGACAACUCGCGGUGGAAGCGUUGGAAGUGGCAGAUCAAGCAAUGAACGUUCAUCAGAUGAUGAGCAGCAAAUGGCAUACUCUGCAGCAAACCAUUCAGCCUCGUCCGCGAUAGACAGGCCGACGUCUUCAAGCUCCAGCCUCUCCGGUGCGAUAGGGGAUCCUCGCAUCCUUUCUUCAACUUCAAGGUUUUCAGGACCACCUCCAGGGGGGAUGAACGAAGCUUUGGUCUGGCCUGCAGGACAUUCACAGCCCCGAAUGCUUCCAUCCCAAUCCUCGAUGUAUACCGGUUUAACAUCCCACAUACCCUUCUACGAUCCAACAGAGGCAGACGUCAGCGCUAUGGGUUAUCACGACUACCGCAAUGAAUCAUCGCCACUGCCAUCAUUCACAUCACCGCCGUUCGCGGAUACAUACAGACAGUACGAAACACUUCCGGCGCACUCGCCGUCAUCAUCAGGUUCAACAUCCCCUCAAGAAGAGAUACGCAACCUGCGACGAAGAGUCAAGGAGCUCGAGCGUGCUAAUGAGCAGGACAAGGAACGUAUGCGGAUGCUUCAAAUGGAGUUGAACAGCAAUUCAUCACCACGACUAUCUACCUCACCGUCCUUCCAAGAGUCAUGGAGACUUCGUACAGAGGCCCGUCAACGUCAGUUCUGUUCACUAAAUCGUGCUGGCAAUGCCCUAUGUGCUUGGCAUGAUUCCCGUCGCGAACGACGCGUACAUCCUCCUAGGAUGGCUCCUUCAGGAUAUCUCAAUUGUGGCUGUUCAUUCGAAGAGGCACUGUUUGAAGAAAGCUUAUCGCGGCAUGGUGUUGGAAGCUACCUUCCUGGGGAGAACGUGCGGAUGGAUCCCGCGCUGCGCAAUCCCCUGUUGAAGCUGCUACAGGAAAGAUAUGGAUAUAGGGAUGGUGAUUUCGAGCGCGACCCUCGCACAGGUGACUGGAUGGCCGGGGACGGACCUGAAAAAUGGGAGCAGCAACUUCAUUCUGGUAUUACGAAUCCUCGUCGCCCUCGGGCUGACCACGAUCGUCGAUGA
Guyanagaster necrorhizus is the source of this 1062-nucleotide messenger RNA. RefSeq lists its product as uncharacterized. The record is from RefSeq and is a predicted model, not a curated record. NCBI's taxonomy places the organism in Eukaryota, Fungi, Basidiomycota, Agaricomycetes, Agaricales, Physalacriaceae. Bases 1 to 1062 code for a protein of 353 amino acids. The transcript has 2 exons.